This is a messenger RNA of Symsagittifera roscoffensis, 393 nucleotides long. RefSeq lists its product as uncharacterized. The record is from RefSeq and is a predicted model, not a curated record. Lineage: Eukaryota; Metazoa; Xenacoelomorpha; Acoela; Convolutidae. The coding region runs from base 1 to 393 and encodes 130 amino acids. The transcript has 2 exons.
AUGAAAGCGCUCUGCAUCCCGAAGCUUGAACUGCAGGCCGCGUUACUCGCUACUCCCUUGAAGGAAGAUGUCCUCAAAGCUCUAACCAUUCCUGUGUCAAACACGUUCAUGUGGACUGACAGCACCACUGUGCUCCAGUGGUUAAACUCAGGUAGUAAGCAACCCACGUUCGUGGCAAACCGGAUUGGAGAGAUUCUGGAAAGUACGACCGUAGACCAGUGGUUUCAUGUCUUAAGUGGAGACAACCCUGCUGAUACGGGCACCAGAGGAAUCUCAGCGGAGUCCUUAAAAACAGGCAGCUGGCUGGGACUGUUAUGGAUGACGUGUCAGCUUAUUCACGACGCAGACGAGAAAGAGAAACUGGAAAACGAAGAGGAGAAAUGCGAGCAGUGA